Molecule: messenger RNA, 5037 nt
Organism: Endocarpon pusillum Z07020
Lineage: Eukaryota; Fungi; Ascomycota; Eurotiomycetes; Verrucariales; Verrucariaceae
Exons: 4
Coding region: 1-5037 (1678 amino acids)
Molecular function (GO): helicase activity; RNA-directed RNA polymerase activity
Source: RefSeq, a predicted model, not a curated record
AUGUCGGGCUCCCGUGAACACCUUUUGCAGGAUGCCAUCACGGUACGUGAUGGUCCAUGGUCAUAUCAUGUACCUGAUCUCAGAAAUCCUGGUGGUCUUGUCAAAUCAAUUGACCUACACUCCGACUCAACCUCACAAGCAAUCACUUUGAAAUGGACUAAAAUUCCAGGAAACCGAGCGACGUCGAAUAUCAAUCCGGAUCAUCUUAUCCACAUCACAAUAACAAAUUUUCGUUUGCAGGAUAACAGUGUAACGCCUCCUCAACCGGCAACAUCUCGUGAAACGACAGACUACCUCGUUAGAUUCUUGAAAUCGGGGAUCAAACUAAAUGGAACGCACUAUAAUUUCUACGGUCACAGUAACAGUCAACUCAAAUCGCGUUCGUGCUUCUUACGGAAGGGCUCUUCGGAAGAGGUCGACAGAAGUGUCGAAAGCCUCGGAGACUUCGCCAAGAUCAAGACUGUGGCGAAGAAGGUAAAACGGAUUGGCCUUCUCUUCUCCACGGCGGAUAGAGUGAUUGAUGUGGCCCCUAAGAGGUGUCAGGACAUCCCUGAUAUCGAAGAUGGCAACUUUAUAUUUACCGAUGGAUGUGGGCUUAUCUCUUUGGAAUUUGCGGAGUUGCUGGUUCGCAAGAAGCCCAUCGUUUUCAGGAAUCGAAAGUAUUUGCCAUCCGUCUUCCAAAUUAGAUAUCGGGGCUACAAAGGGGUUGUGACGCUCGACAGAGCGAUGAAAGGAGCCGUCUGGCUUCAAUUUCGAAAGUCAAUGAAGAAAUUUGCUGGCUCGGAAGAUCUAUCGUUCGCCGUCGUGGAACACUCAAAGCCAUACACGUACGGAUAUUUGAAUGACGAAACAGCGCUCUUACUCCACUCUCUUGGGAUUUCGAGUGAGGUCUUGCUCGACAAGCAGAAGUCAUUCUUUCACUCCUUGGAUAACGCAACCAAGGAUCCAACUAUGGCAUUUGCAUAUCUGUGCUCGAUCAAUGAGACCGCCCUGGCAGAAAAGCUGUUGAUUGACGGGCUAGAAUCCAUUUCAAAGCAAUUGAAAAAGUUCAUUGCGCAGGAGCAAAGCAAGAUGAUCAACAAACGAGGCGAACAGAAAUGUAGGAUCCUCGUUCCUAGUUCACGUCUCCUCUUCGGCGUGUGUGAUCACAAAGACGUCCUCAAACCGGGAGAGUGUUUCGUCCGGGUGACUCUAAAUGCAGAUGGAAGACCACGGACAAUCACUGGUGUGAAUGUUCUUAUCGCAAGGAAUCCCUGCUUACACCCUGGGGAUCUCCGGAAAUUGAGGGCUGUCGACAAGCCAGAGCUCAGUCAUCUCUCAGAUUUCUUCGUCUGCUGGGACAAAGACCUUGUCCCUACCAACUUGUCCGAACCCGCAGAAUAUCCCGGUGGCAAAGAAAAACCCUCCUUCAAACCAAUUACAAGUGAAGAUCGAAUCGAGUAUUUCGCUCGUUAUACCAGCGCAUCUCUAGGGCGUGUGAAGAAGCUUUUCCUGGGUUGGGCAAGGUACAACGGUCCGCUUAGCAGGGAGUGCCAGGAGCUCAAUAGACUUUUCUCACUUUGUGUCGACGCUAAUAAGAUCACGGUACCGAAGCAUCUGGACGAUCCUCCUCCGCCAUUGGAAGGCCAAGAACCAUUUGUUUUGGAUCUUCUUCAUGAGGCCGCAUUGGCAUAUGUUUCCCAGGCGAGGAAGGACAAAAACAAGAUGAGAGAACACGUCGAGUGUGAUUCUGUAGAAGUGCUCGAAAGUGCUCUUUGCGAUGGUGCUACAAUAUCGACAUUUGAACUUGCGAAAAUCGCUUUUCGAUGGUGCAAGAUGAAUCGGGUUGAUUUUGGGGACAUGGUCAGUCUAAUCGACCUGCAGCAACUCAGUCACGAUGAGCGUUUAUGGCUGCUCGGUGAAUUACCGCCCCAAUCAGAAACGCCCUCCCAGAUCCUGAACGACCUUCUGCAAUCACAUAUCUUAAGGUGCGAGGAGCUCUGGCCAUACAGGCUCAACUACCAAGGAUUGCACUGGAAGUGUGUUUUCAGGUCCGAUGAAGUCCGCCUGAGCAGCCUUUUCGAAAAGAUGGGACAAUACUUUGAAUUGUUUGAGAAGAAACUGCUCGUGCUCCGUAUUAGCGAGAGGUUUAGUAUUGCCAUCUACCUACCCAAAAGGAUUCCUAAGGAGGAUGACUUCCUAAUCGGGGACUCUGUCCGGCUGUUCGCGUUUCCGCAUUCUCACACAGACAUAACAGGCCACCGCAGACUGGUAAGCACCAAGGUCGGCUAUCGGCUUUAUUUCGACAAUACUAAGCUCGAACUUUACAACAAUCAUCGUAGGGACACCUUUGUGUUUCUGAAUCGCUCGCAGAAUAAUGACAAAGCAUACAAAAAUAUUGAAGGUGCUGCAAAUCGAGCUAGAGCAAUAGAAACGACAAUUGUCGAAGGCACAAACUACGACUGGCGAGCUAGCAUAGCAUUAGGAAAGUUUAGUUCGGGCCUUCAGCAACAGAUUGGACGAGUCAACCGUGAAGGAAUUCUCGCGGCGGAGAUUUACGUGAUAAGCAAUACCGACAUUAGAUCUCUUCAGACUCUAGAUCUCUGGCUCGAAAGCAUCGAUACUAUGAACAUUCAUCCUCUCUUCGACCGAGCUCCCUGCGAAUUCAGCAUUCCGGCGAAAGUUGAUACAGACUGGUCAGAGCAGUCAACCCUUGUGCAACGAGUUGCUCGAGACAGGCAAUUUGAGAAAUUAAGAGAACCUUCAGCAACUGCAAGCAUCUCGGACCUGCUCAAAUUUGCAUACAAGUCUCAUGACAUUAAGCUUGCUGCCGAGAUCUACGAUUACGUAAUACCAAAGGGGUUGAUAUUCUCCAACACUUUCUGCGAUCCAGCCCUAUUCCGGGAGUUGUUGGCCUUCCUUGUCUACAUGCCUGCCAAUGCUGCAGUCUUCACAAGAAUAUGCCCCUGGGAUGAACUCCCUUCUGCCCUUCGUCCGCUUCUGGUCCGAUCAGCUCCACAGAUCUUGCAAAGUCUUGUGCAGUGUACUAAUAUGAUGGAAGACUUGGUUUUGAGACCUUUCGAGGCGGUGCUCCGUGAGUUGGCUGAAUUGUCCACCACACUUAUCCAAGACCUUGUAGAGGGAAUCUCCCUACAGGUCUGGUCACCACAACUCUGUCUGGAACUGUUCCUGGAAAUAUUUGAGCCACUGAGCCCGCAUCUUAUGACUGGUUCUUCUUCAGUCACUUCUCAGUACUUCCUCCGCAAUCUCUUUGGCAUUGCCCUUGAUCAUUGCGAUGAAGCUGACGAGGCUGUAACUGCGCGGAGAGAGCUUUGGAAAUUUGACGAUACGAACACUGAUCGUGAAGAUUGCACUCUCAAAUCUCGAAGAAGGAUUGAUGCUCCUCAAAUGGAACGCCUGGCUGCAGGAGACCACGUCCGAUUCAAAAGAGUAAGUGAGCCAUCAAAUGUCUUCAUUGCCCAUGGAUCGGACUCUUUCGAUGCGCUUGUGGAAAAAGCCGAGCCAGGGCUAGUUACAUUUCGCUGUCUUCGUCAUCCCCCAGUUCAUAUCGAUCUCUGUCCUUGGGAGCUGAAGCAUUGUGGAUCCUUUGUGACUAGCCGUGCCAUGUUCGAUGCCUUGAAAGAAUUGGUCGAGAACGGCUCAGAAUGUUGUGGAGUCUACGAGCAAUUACUUUCCCUGCCCUUGAUCGCCUCGUCUACGGAAAGGCCAGAAGUGCCGUACCAAUAUAGGUCUGAACUGAACGAUAGCCAGAAUUCAGCAGUGAAUGCUUCCCUACAAGGGCCGCUGACAUGUCUCUGGGGACCUCCAGGUACCGGCAAAACCUACACUAUCGUUGCUCUGCUCCACAGUCUGCUCGCUCUGGAAUCUGGCGAGAGGAUACUAAUCACCGCUCCAACGCAUAACGCUGUCGACAACGUGCUAAGAAAAUAUGUCGAAACCUCUUCGGCAUCCAGCAACACGUUCAUACCCCCAGUGCGCGUUUCGACCGAUGUGCGAAAAGUCGCCGAUGACCUCAAGCAGUAUACAUGUGAUGCAUUGGAAGGCAAAGACAUCAACCAAUUCCCAGCCGCUCGCCGAAAAGCGUUGAAGAGAGUUCAGGAAGCUCGCUUGAUCUUCACCACCUGCGUUGGGGCGGGAGUUGGCCUCCUUCGCAAGGAAAAAUUCGCCAAUGUUAUCAUCGACGAGGCAUCUCAGCAGACAGAACCUGCUUCACUCAUUCCUUUGGUCAAGGGCUGUGAACGUGUUAUUCUUGUCGGUGAUCACGUUCAGCUUCGAGCAACUGUCGGGAAGCAUUCACAGCUGGUUGAUUUCGAUGUCUCCCUCUUCGAAAGGCUGUGGAAAUCCCCUAACGAAGUAGCCGUGCGGAAGGUAAUGCUGGAUACUCAAUAUCGAAUGCACCCUGAUAUCUGCCAAUUUCCUUCUGCGGAGUUCUAUGAGCACAAGCUACUGACGGGACCGUCUUGCCAUAAUAUCUUGCUAGCACAGUCGCUGUUCAAUUGGCCGUCGAGACGCAUGCAGAAUGGGAUUUGGAAACGAUCUCGCUGCGUGUUCAUUCAGUGUUCCCAUCCUGAAGACCUCGGCCAGAAAUCAAAAAGCAACAAAGGUCAAGCAGAUAUUUGCCGAGAAGUAUUCCAUCAGCUUUCUACGCCGGCGGCUUGCACCACUGUUCCGCCUGGUUCCCAAAACGUGGAAGAGCAUCCAAAGCAGUCCAUCGUUAUACUUACUCCAUAUACCAGACAAGCCGAGCUUCUGCGGAAACUCUGUCCGGGCGUAACAGUAUCCAGCAUUGAUGGAUUCCAGGGCCAGGAAGCCGACAUCGUGAUCUAUGUGACCGUUCGGUGCAACCUGCACGGCGAGACUGGCUUUCUCAAGGAUCUCAGACGCUUGAAUGUGGCACUGACAAGGGCGAAAGCUGGGCUGGUCGUUAUCGGUGAUAAAGAGACGUUGACAAUGCGCAAGGAGGAAGCUAGCGUGGCAGUAUGGACUCGCCUACUUGGUGCUCUGGUGAGGGUGGAUCUCAAGAAGUCGGGCGAGUGA